Molecule: messenger RNA, 1279 nt
Organism: Solanum verrucosum
Lineage: Eukaryota; Viridiplantae; Streptophyta; Magnoliopsida; Solanales; Solanaceae
Product: RING-H2 finger protein ATL2-like
Exons: 1
Coding region: 58-978 (306 amino acids)
Biological process (GO): protein ubiquitination
Source: RefSeq, a predicted model, not a curated record
CAAUAAUUUCUCUAUAUUUACAAUUACAGAUAGUCGAUCUCUUUUGCAUUAUUUACCAUGGAUAACGAUACCCCAAGCAUGAUUCAUGAUCCAUUGAUUGAUUCCACAGGAGAAGGAGGCUAUGCAUUAAGUGGCAAAAUUAUGUUAAGUGCUAUUGUUAUCUUAUUCGCUGUUGUUGUUUUCAUGGUGGGUCUUCAUCUAUAUGCUCGUUGGUACCUUCUAUCUCAGCGCCGCCGUGAACUCCUUCGCCGCCGUAGGGUCCACCAUCGACGGACCCAUAUUGUUUUCUACGUUGAUAAUCCUGGUUCCGGGUUGUCUGAUGCUAACCGGGGUUUGGAACCGGUAGUUCUCAAUUCCUUGCCGGUUUUUGUUUAUUCCGACAAGACUCACCCGGAACCGCUGGAAUGUGCUGUUUGUUUAUCGGAAUUCGAGGAGAAUGAAAAGGGUCGGGUUUUACCCAAGUGUAAUCACUCAUUUCAUUCGGAAUGUAUCGAUAUGUGGUUUCAUUCUCAUUCUACUUGCCCUCUUUGUCGAUCUCCGGUGGAGGCAGUACUUAUCGAACCGAAUAAUAACCGGGUUGAGGUAGCAGUAACAGUGAAUGAACCGACUGAACCGGGUUCGAGUUCCGGUUUAUGCAACUCUUGUGAGGAAAAUAGUAGUCAUUCUAAUAUGACGCCGUUAGGUUGCCGGCGAAAAGGAUUGGAUCUGACCGGAGUUAGAAUAGAGGUGCCAAGAAGGAACGAUUUUGAAGCCGAUUUGGAAAUGGGAGUGAGAGUGAGUUCACCGGCGAUUCAAUCGAGAUCACCAGCGACUCGUUUAAUGUCUUUGAGAAGAAUACUGAGUAUGAACAGAAAAACACCCACCGGAACUAGCCAUUCCCCUAGUGGGAGUUGCGCCGCCGAGUUGGAUUUAGAAAGCGGCGGUAGUAAUGGUGGUGGAAAAAUUCAAGUCGGCGGCGAACGUAUCACAACUCCGUGAGUGACAAGCCCCGGCACACAUCCCUAGGCAAAUAUUGAGUCACGCCGAUUGCGUGAAAACAGGAGCAACAGUGACUUGACUGACAGAAAAUUCAAUAUUCGAUGUCCUAUGACACGUGGCAAUAUGAUGGUGACGUGGCGGUAUUGGAAUGGACGGAUUCCCUUUUAUUUGGCAGUCAUGGUAGACUUUGAGGGGGGAAUGUUUGACUUGUAAAUUAAUGGUAGGAUUAGAAAAAUGCAACUUGUAAAGCGUUACGUGCAAGAGUCAAUUACAAUGUAAUCUAUUUUCUAAAUUCGUUGAA